CCUGCCAUGGGAGGGGCUGUGGUGGAUGAGGGCCCAGCCGUCAAGGCCCCCGACGGGGGCUGGGGCUGGGCCGUCCUCCUGGGCUGCUUCGCCGUCACGGGCUUCUCCUACGCCUUCCCCAAGGCAGUCAGCGUCUUCUUCAAGGAGCUCAUGCGCGAGUUCGGCAUCGGCUACAGCGACUCGGCUUGGAUCUCGUCCAUCCUGCUCGCCAUGCUGUAUGGGACAGGCCCGCUCUGCAGCGUGUGUGUCAAUCGCUUUGGCUGCCGGCCAGUCAUGCUGGUGGGCGGCUUGCUGGCGUCGCUGGGCAUGGUGGCUGCCUCCUUCUGCAGGAGCAUCAUCCAGCUGUACCUCACGACUGGGGUCCUCACAGGCUUGGGUUUGGCGCUCAACUUCCAGCCCUCGCUCGUCAUGCUGAACCGUUACUUUGACAAGCGGCGCCCUGUGGCCAACGGGCUGGCCGCCGCAGGCAGCCCCGUGUUCCUCUGUGCGCUGUCCCCGCUGGGACAGCUGCUGCAAGACCGCUACGGCUGGCGGGGCGGCUUCCUCAUCCUGGGCGGCUUGCUGCUCAACUGCUGCGUGUGCGCAGCGCUCAUGAGGCCCCUGGAGGCCGCCGGGGCGGGGCCGGCGCCCGCGGGGCCGUCCCGGCGGCUGCUGGACCUGAGCGUCUUCAGGGACUGCGGCUUCGCCGUCUACGCGGCGGCCGCCACCACCAUGGCGCUGGGGCUCUUCGUGCCACCUGUGUUCGUGGUGAACUGCGCCAAGGACCUGGGCGUGCCAGACGCACAGGCCGCCUUCCUGCUGACGGUGCUGGGCCUCGUCGACAUCUUCGCGCGGCCCGCCGCCGGCUUCCUCACGGGGCUCCCCAGGGUGCGGCCCUACUCUGUCUACCUCUUCAGCUUCGCCAUGUUCUUCAACGGCCUCACCGACCUCACAGGCUCCACAGCCAGCACCUACGGCGGCCUGGUGGUCUUCUGCAUCUUCUUCGGCAUCUCCUAUGGCAUGGUGGGCGCCCUGCAGUUCGAGGUGCUCAUGGCCAUCGUGGGCACCCACAAGUUUUCCAGUGCCAUCGGCCUCGUGCUGCUGCUGGAGGCCGUCGCUGUGCUCAUCGGGCCCCCGUCCGGAGGCAGGCUCCUGGACGCCACACACGUCUACCAGUUCGUGUUCGUCCUGGCGGGGGCCGAGGUGCUGGCCGCCGCCCUGGUGCUGCUGCUGGGCAACGUCUGCUGCAUCGGGAGGAGGCACGCGGGGGCCCCCGCGGAGGACAGGGACAGGGUGGACGCAAGGGAGGUGGAGCAGUUCCUCAGGGCGGAGCCUGAGAAGGGCGGGGAGAUCGCUCACACCCCGGAAACGAGCCUCUGA
Molecule: messenger RNA, 1359 nt
Organism: Pteronotus mesoamericanus
Lineage: Eukaryota; Metazoa; Chordata; Mammalia; Chiroptera; Mormoopidae
Gene: SLC16A3
Product: solute carrier family 16 member 3
Exons: 4
Coding region: 7-1359 (450 amino acids)
Biological process (GO): monocarboxylic acid transport; transmembrane transport
Cellular component (GO): plasma membrane
Molecular function (GO): monocarboxylic acid transmembrane transporter activity
Source: RefSeq, a predicted model, not a curated record